This is a messenger RNA of Parathielavia appendiculata, 599 nucleotides long. RefSeq lists its product as uncharacterized. Lineage: Eukaryota; Fungi; Ascomycota; Sordariomycetes; Sordariales; Chaetomiaceae. Gene Ontology annotation, cellular component: endoplasmic reticulum membrane. The record is from RefSeq and is a predicted model, not a curated record. Gene Ontology annotation, biological process: protein insertion into ER membrane. Gene Ontology annotation, molecular function: protein folding chaperone. The transcript has 4 exons. Bases 1 to 351 code for a protein of 116 amino acids.
AUGGAGUCCAGCAAAGAGAAAGAUAUGAGGCAACCGGACUUGAUCAUCCCGUAUCAAGAGCCUGCUGCGAAAGGCGACAAUGUCGAGUUCCAGUCAACCCUGGCAUCGACAUUGCCGAUGGCUGCGGUCUUCUUGAGGAACAAAUAUAUUGGAUGGGCUGCCGUUGUCUUCAGCAUACAGAGCUGGCUGGGCGAGAGUGAGGAUACCAAGAAGAGCACCGGCACACCUGGAUACUUCAACGUCGGAAUGGCCUUGUCGUCCCUACUCGUUACAUACCUACCACUCUUCCUUCCACAACCGGGCGCACAACGAGGAAGCGCGACAGAGGUCCCCGCGCCGGCUCCGGCAUGAAACAGAACGGCGACCUGCAGUGGAUUACGGCGGGCUGACGGACGGGCGGCGCAAUGAUUGCCUCGCGACUCUCUCCGCGUCAUUGUGGAUUAAUGGGCUUGUCAAAUUGUCGGAGACAUGGUGGAGUGUACAAUAUACCCCAAUACAUACCUAAAAUCGGUCAGCCGUUCCCUCUUGAUGCCGGUACUAUAUUUCAUGAUAGGUCAACGCUGAGAUCCUCGCGCUUGCAACCCGCGAGACGAUUGUUG